AUGCAGAGACUGGAGCCCACAAUCUACAGAUCAGUAGUUAACACAUCCAUACAGAUAGAAAAUCUACAGAUCAGUAGUUACACAUCCAUACAGAUAGACAAUCUACAGAUCAGUAAUUACACAUCCAUACAGAUAGACAAUCUACAGAUCAAUAAUUACACAUCCAUACAGAUAGACAAUCUACAGAUCAGUAGUUACACAUCCAUACAGAUAGACAAUCUACAGAUCAGUAGUUACACAUCCAUACAGAUAGACAAUCUACAGAUCAAUAAUUACACAUCCAUACAGAUAGGCAAUCUACAGAUCAGUGGUUACACAUCCAUACAGAUAGACAAACUACAGAUCAGUAAUUACACAUCCAUACAGAUAGACAAUCUACAGAUCAGUGGUUACACAUCCAUACAGAUAGACAAUCUACAGAUCAGUAGUUACACAUCCAUACAGAUAGACAAUCUACCGAUACUAGUUAACACAUCCAUACAGAUAGACAAUCUACAGAUCAGUGGUUACACAUCCAUACAGAUAGACAAACUACAGAUCAGUAAUUACACAUCCAUACAGAUAGACAAUCUACAGAUCAAUAGUUACACAUCCAUACAGAUAGACAAUCUACAGAUCAGUAGUUACACAUCCAUACAGAUAGACAAUCUACCGAUACUAGUUAACACAUCCAUACAGAUAGACAAUCUACAGAUCAGUAAUUACACAUCCAUACAGAUAGACAAUCUACAGAUCAAUAGUUACACAUCCAUACAGAUAGACAAUCUACAGAUCAACAAUCUACAGAUCAGUGGUUACACAUCCAUACAGAUAGACAAUCUACAGAUCAGUAAUUACACAUCCAUACAGAUAGACAAUCUACAGAUCAGUGGUUACACAUCCAUACAGAUAGACAAUCUACAGAUCAGUAAUUACACAUCCAUACAGAUAGACAAUCUACAGAUCAGUAAUUACACAUCCAUACAGAUAGACAAUCUACAGAUCAGUGGUUACACAUCCAUACAGAUAGACAAUCUACAGAUCAAUAAUUACACAUCCAUACAGAUAGACAAUCUACAGAUCAUAAUUAACACAUCCAUACAGAUAGACAAUCUACAGAUCAGUGGUUACACAUCCAUACAGAUAGACAAUCUACAGAUCAGUAAUUACACAUCCAUACAGAUAGACAAUCUACAGAUCAGUGGUUACACAUCCAUACAGAUAGACAAUCUACAGAUCAGUAAUUACACAUCCAUACAGAUAGACAAUCUACAGAUCAGUAAUUACACAUCCAUACAGAUAGACAAUCUACAGAUCAGUGGUUACACAUCCAUACAGAUAGACAAUCUACAGAUCAAUAAUUACACAUCCAUACAGAUAGACAAUCUACAGAUCACACAACAAAGUAUUCGAAAACCCGGAAAUAUUAAUCUGCAUUUCCGGGAAAUAAAACACUAUACUGAAAAGCACAACAUAAAUGCUUACAACAUGGCAACGAUCGGGGAGAGGUUUAUUUUUCUAAACGUAUUGUGGAUUGUCUUUGUGGCGGGAUUUUCUUGGACAUUCAUACAAAACAUCAAAUGCCCACGUCUGUGUAAGUGUUACACAAAUCACACAGUGAUAUGCACUGGACAUCACAGGCAGUUAUACUACAUUCCUCCUCUACCACUAAACACCACUAGCCUCCUAUUCAACCAGAAUUCGCUACGGAAUCUAGGUGAGGAUGUGUUUAAAAAUUUAUCUCAUUUACACCUAACGCGACUUGUACUGAGGAGAGACAACAUUCAUAGCGUAGACAGACGUGCCUUCGAGUCACUUCCAUUCCUUCAGGGUUUAGAUCUGAGUGAAAACAUAGCACUACGAUCGAUCAAGUUAAAAAAUGUUUUCUAUGGAUUACGAAACAAUGAUUUGCGAGAAUUAUACCUUGACAAAAUGAACGUAUUCAAUUUACAUGCAGAUCAUUUUAAGUAUCUGAACAAAACAAGGUUAAAACUCAUUUCAUUGGAUGAUAAUCAUUUGAAAAUAUUCUUCGGGUUCGGAUUAUCGUUAUUCACAGAGCUGCGAGAAGUUUCUUUAGGAAACAAUAUGAUAACGACAGUCAACCUCAAUAGGACUUUUUAUCAACUUGAAACACUGGUACUAAAGAAAAACAAACUAUCUUCUGUGCCCGAAUUCUGUGAAAGCUAUGAACAUAAAAAAUCAUUUGUUCCAAAUCUUCAAACUCUCGAUAUAAGUUCUAACUUCUUAAAGGCUGUGAAAGGUGGCCAAUUUCGGGUAGAGUGUUUACCGAAACUAAAACGUUUAGUGCUCAGUAACAACGCAAUUAAAACAUUGGGAAGUAAUUUGAUCAGCCACUUGCCUUGCCUUCUGUACCUGUCUAUCGAAAAUCUACACGACCAUUUAACUGUCAUCGAUCUUGCCAUUAACAGUACCACUCUGCGGCAUUUGACUUUGGCCAAUAAUUUCAAUUUCUUUAUGGACAAUAUAGAUUCCCAACUGUUUUGGCACAGUCCGAAUCUUGAGGUGCUGGAUAUGACAAACAUAAAUUUUGCUGUGACGGAUGGUACAAAAGAAAAGAUUUUUAAUCUAUUCAAACCACUGAAAAACUUAAAGACACUUCUGUUGAAUAGAACCUCGCUGUCCGUUUUCCCAAGUCGUUUGUUUUCAGCAAUGUCAUCUUUAACUCGACUCUCUCUUCAGAACUGCAAAUUCAGCCAAACAAACAUGAGUGUGUUUACAACAGCAAGACUGAAGACUCUAAUACUCGACGAUAAUUUGAUUUCUACCAUCAAUGCAACAUCAUUACCACCAUAUGUUGAUAAGAUUGGUUUGCAAAACAACCCUUUCCUUUGCAACUGCGACCUGGUUUGGUUUCGGGACUGGAUCGCGCAAAAUUCUCACAGGCUUCUAGGUUGGCCCAAAGGUUACAUCUGCAAGGUACCGAAGGAGUGGGAAAGACAGCCGCUUUCGAGAUUUAACUUGGAUUAUUCACAUUGUCAUCCUCCUAAUCCUUAUGUUAUAGCUCCCAUUGGUGUAGGCAUAGGUGUUUUGAUAAUCAUGUCUGUGACAGUAAUUCUAUAUCGGAAACGCUGGCACCUUAAAUAUUACUUAUAUCUCCUCAGAGCACAGAGGCGAGGGUAUGAAAGUCUUGGAGGCGAAGAUUUUCUGUACGAUGUCUUCGUGGCGUACAAUUCCAAGGAUCGCAUGUGGAUCAUUUCAGAAAUGAUACCACGACUAGAGAUCAAGGAAAAUAUGAGACUCUGUUUGCAUGAAAGGGAUUUUGAGGCUGGUAAAUUGAUUGUGGACAACAUCACCGAUAACAUUCACAAGAGCCGUAAAAUUCUUAUUGUUUUGUCGAACAAUUUUGUACAGAGUCAUUGGUGUCGAUUUGAAAUCAUGUUGGCACAGUCGUUAAAUGUUGAACGUGAUGCAGUGAUAAUUGUGGUUUUGGAGGAAAUUCUCACGAAAAACAUGACAAAAUCUCUUCAUUUGUUAUUGACGACAACCACUUAUAUUGAGUGGAUUAACGAGGACUCGUCGAAGAAAUUAUUUUGGGACCGGCUUGUCUUAGCAUUUAGAUAAUAAAAACAUUCAUUGAUGGUUUGUUAUCGUUUCCUGAAGGAAAAAUGACAAAAAUAAACCUGUCAAUAAUCUAAAAAACCAACUUUUUACGGAUUUUGUUCAUGAUGCAGAUUUGAUAUUACCUCUUUGUGACGAAGUGAAUAAGGCACAACCUAGAUUUAGACUCAUAUUUAUUGAAUAUAUAAAAUACUGCUUCUUCAAAACGAAUAAAGCAAUGAUUAUGCACAAAUUCUUUCAAUCUGUAAUGUACAUCAUUGUGUCGAUCUGUGUAUUUGUACACGAACACUUUGACAUAUAUCUGUAAUGAUUUGGAAUUCGACGUCUGAGAUGCGCAAAAUUAUAACUUUUCUUCAAACAUAG
Molecule: messenger RNA, 3921 nt
Organism: Ostrea edulis (European flat oyster)
Lineage: Eukaryota; Metazoa; Mollusca; Bivalvia; Ostreida; Ostreidae
Product: toll-like receptor 2
Exons: 4
Coding region: 1-3561 (1186 amino acids)
Biological process (GO): toll-like receptor signaling pathway; inflammatory response; immune response
Cellular component (GO): membrane
Molecular function (GO): protein binding; transmembrane signaling receptor activity
Source: RefSeq, a predicted model, not a curated record